Messenger RNA from Rosa chinensis, 1063 nucleotides. RefSeq names its product serine/arginine-rich SC35-like splicing factor SCL33. Gene Ontology annotation, cellular component: nuclear speck; cytoplasm. The record is from RefSeq and is a predicted model, not a curated record. NCBI's taxonomy places the organism in Eukaryota, Viridiplantae, Streptophyta, Magnoliopsida, Rosales, Rosaceae. Gene Ontology annotation, biological process: mRNA splicing, via spliceosome. Bases 194 to 829 code for a protein of 211 amino acids. Gene Ontology annotation, molecular function: RNA binding. The transcript is spliced from 6 exons.
AAUAACAAAACCACCUCUACAAGAACCUUCUCGAACGUUACUCAAAUAAAAGGGCCAAUCUCAACAGCCGAAGCCACAGCCAUUCAAUCACAAACAUCACAAAGCUCUUGUUUUCGAACGCUUCACCACGGCCCAAUCUCUACACGGCUCGUCUUCAAUUUAGGUGUGGUUUGUUGUAAUAGGAGAGAGAAGAAUGAGGGGGAGAAGCUACAGUUACAGCCCUUCACCGCCGAGGGGUUACAGCAGACGACGUCGUAGCCCUAGCCCUAGAGGCCGCUAUGGAGGAGGCCGUGCUAGGGAUCUUCCCACCAGUCUUUUGGUUCGCAAUCUUCGCCAUGACUGCCGGCCUGAGGAUUUACGUGGGCCCUUCGGGCAAUUUGGUCCCCUCAAGGACAUCUACUUGCCUAGGGAUUAUUAUACUGGGGAUCCACGUGGCUUUGGAUUUGUUCAGUUUGUAGACCCUGCUGAUGCUGAAGAUGCCAAGUACCAUAUGGAUGGGCAAAUUCUUCUUGGGCGGGAAUUGACAGUUGUAUUUGCUGAGGAGAAUAGGAAGAAACCCUCGGAAAUGAGGGCAAGAGACCGGGGUCAGUCAUAUGACAGCAGGCGGAGCAUUUAUUCUCGUUCACCACGCUAUGCUCGAACCUACUCUCGAAGUCCAGGUUAUUAUUCACCCUCCCCUAGGAGAAGGCGGUACUCAAGGUCGAUUUCACCAAGAGGUAGGAGGUACCGGGAGCGAUCGUACUCAAGGUCUCCCUUUGGUUCAAGGAGCCGCAGCCGAAGUCGGAGCUAUAGCAGGAGCCGCAGUCGGAGCCUGGACUACUCUCGCUAGUGUACUUGAUAGAGUGACUUCCUGAUCAAGAGCUAGAAAUCUUUAGUUAGAAUUCGUGAUAUGAAUAAAUAUUGGUACCCUGGUAGAUGUAUGUCCUGGUAUUCUAGUCCUGUUUGUUCAAACUUGUUUUAUGAUGAUCAACUUGUUCUGUUUGAAUCGUCCUAUGGUCUUGUAAUGAAUAUUAUUUUAGAAAUUACUAAAUCACAGUCGGCUCGAAUUUGCCUUCAAAGUUAA